This is a messenger RNA of Arachis duranensis, 2556 nucleotides long. RefSeq names its product LEAF RUST 10 DISEASE-RESISTANCE LOCUS RECEPTOR-LIKE PROTEIN KINASE-like 1.1. The transcript is spliced from 5 exons. Gene Ontology annotation, biological process: protein phosphorylation. NCBI's taxonomy places the organism in Eukaryota, Viridiplantae, Streptophyta, Magnoliopsida, Fabales, Fabaceae. Bases 1405 to 2457 code for a protein of 350 amino acids. Gene Ontology annotation, molecular function: ATP binding; protein kinase activity. The record is from RefSeq and is a predicted model, not a curated record.
AAGGAAGACCGGUGACGAUGACCACGAGAGAACCAAACCACGAGCCACGGGUGAUAGAGCAUAAUAGCACCCAACCCAAACGCCAGGCAACAAAACGACGUGAGAGAGGCAAUGCAACAGAGAGCAAGCAGAGCAAUGACUAUCAAGGGCAGGAGAGUGACAAGACACUGGAAGAAAUAUUCGUAUGUUGGCCGACAAAGCGCAAAGUUAUUUAUCAGAUUCGCGGACGAUCAUAUGAGAAAACACUUGCAGUAUUAGAAGUCAUGCCUUAUCGAGCCUGUGAACUGUGAAGGCAUUAUCAAGAUAGUACUUUCAGCAUGCAGGAGCAAAUGGUAGCGACACUUGAGUUUAAAAGCAAAGGAAGUUUAGUUAUAAGUAAAGCAGCGGUUAAUGAAGGAAGGACUAUGAAAAGGAUCAGGCCUGUGGCUCGGCGACGAGCUUGUCAAAUAGCAAUCACCGUAAGAGGUUUACCAAGGAUUCGUAGAGGAGUAUAAGAAUGUUGCGAGUACGGCAUUGUCUAUACUGUGAAAAUUCAAUUUAGUUCUGAAAAUGAAAGAUUUACCUUCAAGAUUUAUGAAGUGUGAACAAUUCUGCUACACCUCUGUUUAGCACAAAAACCAUAAGAACUUAUUUCGGUAAGAUUAAUCAAGUGAUAUGUACUAUCAUAGUAUCGUAAACACCGGAGUUGUCAAUUAAGACCCAUUGUUGUUGCCAUUAGUGCCACUAUUACCGAUGUCGUUACCUAAGGUCAUUCUCAAUGCAGCACCGUAGCUUAUUUUUCUAAACCCUAAAUUAUAUAUCAUAAAUCUUUGAUAAAUGAGUUAUUUUAUAAAAUUUAAUUUUGAUGUAUUGUUAGUGUAAAACAAUUUUACACGUACAUUUAAUUACGUAAUGUCAUAUUAUCAAAAGUAAUUACUAUUUUCAUUAAUUGUGUAAAUUGUCAUCUAAAAGAAUGCUGUGUAAAAUAUUUUACAUUAUCAGUAUAUUAAAAUUAAUUUUUUUAUAUUAGUUAUUGGUUCAAAUUAGAGUGUGGCCCACGCAAAGAUUAAUAACCCGAUUUUUCUUUUCUCAUUGACAUACUUUGCUAUCCAAUGAUAAUAUGGGAGCCAUGGUAUAUGUUGACCAUAAAUUUACAAUUAAUUAAGUAAAUUAAAGUUUGGAGCUAAAUAAUAAUAACGCGUCUCAUUGUCAUAUUUUCAUACAUCUUGUCCAGUAGUCCCUCUUUAAUUUCUUGGAAACCAGCAAAUCAACUGUCACUUUUUUGUGAAAUUAUUGUUACCUCAUUUCCUUCUAGUUCCUUCUUUUGUUCUCUCAAGAGGACUACUAGUAUUACCUAAAUUACCAUCUUCUAUGUGCUGCCUACUUCUGGCAUGAUCCAUAUCCGCAUAACUCUUUCUACCCCUGAUGAGGUGUGUCCUGUUUAGCUGGUUUCAAUGCUACACUACAAGGAAGAACCAACCUCAACAGAUUUCAAACCACCCUCAACAAUUUUCUUCAGAUUUUGGGUUCCAAUUUCAUACAUUCUCCUAUGAAGAACUUUUAAUAGCCACCAAGCAUUUUGCUUCCUCCGGGAUACUCGGAAAGGGAAGCUUUGGCAUAGUAUAUCAUGGUAAACUUCAAGAUGGGAGACAGAUUGCAGUCAAAUCCUUGCGCGAAAACAAUGACAAGAAAGUUCAACAGUUUGUCAAUGAAAUAGAAGUCUUAAGCAAAUUGAGCCAUCAAAACCUUGUCCCAUUUUAUGGCUACUGUCACCGCCAUGACCAUGAACUCAUGCUAGUAUUUGAAUUUGUUUCCAAUGGAACUCUGGCCGAUCAUCUUCAUGGAAAGCGUAAGAAACAAGGCACUCUGGUACCCUGGCAUACCAGAUUGAACAUAGCAAUUGAGGCUGCAAGUGCAUUGGCUUAUCUUCAUAAUUCAGGAAUUAUUCACCGCGACAUAAAAUCCUCCAACAUUCUUUUGGAUGAUAACUUGUGCGUUAAGGUAGCCGAUUUUGGCCUUUCGCGCACGCUUCCUUUGGUUGUUUCAACCUCAAAAGAGGCUGCUACUUUUGCUUCUCAUGCCUCAACUGCUCCACAAGGAACAAAUGGAUAUAUAGACCCUGACUAUUUUCAAUUUCACAGGGUUUGUGACAAGAGCGAUACUUAUAGCUUUGGCGUGGUUUUAGCCGAGAUUAUAUCUUCGUUGCCAGCGGUUGAUGAUACAUGGAAUCCAUAUGAGGUACCAUUACUGUCUCACCUUGCCAUGAACAAAAUCCAAAAUGAAGCAUUGCAUGAGUUGGUGGAUCCAUGCCUUGGUUUUCAACCAGACAAUGAGAUUGGAGAAUCUAUAACUGCUGUGGCUGAGUUGGCAUUUCAGUGCCUGCAAUGUCCUAAGGAACUAAGGCCAUCUAUGAAGCAGGUGCUAGAGACUCUGCAGGGUAUAAAGAAGGGAAUAUGGGGAUUUCACCAAAUAACAUAGUGUUGGUUUUUGAUUUUAUCAUUUUCAUUUAGAAGAUGUGUCUAUAAUAUUAGACAGAGGAGUGAUGUUGUCAUUCCCAAAACUGAUAAUGUUAUUUCC